AUGUCGACUCCAUCCUCCACGAGCAGCCAGGAGCUGGCUCCAUACACCGGAAGCCUUGAUACAUAUGAGUUCCCCACGCACCGUUUGAAGCGGGUGAUGGAUGAUCCAAGCAAGACGCCUUUAGUAUUAGUCGCUGCUGGAAGUUUCAGUCCGCCUACUUAUCUUCAUCUUCGCAUGCAAGAAAUGGCUGCCGACUACGUGAAGUUCAGCACAAAUUACGAAUUGCUGGGAGGGUAUUUAUCGCCAGUAUCAGAUGCUUAUAGGAAGGCAGGCUUAGCGAGUGCCGAGCACCGUCUCGCUAUGUGCCAGUUAGCGGUUGACGAAUCGUCCGAUUGGCUAAUGAUUGAUCCCUGGGAGGCAUUACAUAAGGAAUAUCAGCCGACUGCUGUGGUCCUUGAUCACAUCGACCAUGAGAUAAACGUGGUGCGCCAGGGUGUUGAUUCCGGCAAUGGCACUCGGAAACAGGUCCGAGUGGCUCUAUUAGCUGGCGCGGACUUGAUUCACACUAUGUCUACACCAGGAGUAUGGAGCGAUAAAGAUUUGGAUCAUAUUUUGGGUCGCUACGGUGCCUUUAUUGUUGAACGAAGUGGUACUGAUAUUGACGAGGCAUUGGCCGCUUUACAACCAUGGCGGGAUAAUAUUCACGUCAUUCAACAACUUAUUCAAAACGACGUUAGUAGCACCAAGAUCCGUCUCUUCCUCAGGCGUGAAAUGAGCGUUCGCUACUUGAUCCCAAUCCCUGUGAUACGCUAUAUCGAGCAACACCGCCUCUAUGAAGACGAUGGUGCCGGCAGCACGACUUCAAUCGAUAAGGGCAAAGGAAAGGAACAGGCGGUGGCUACUGCGGCCUAG
Molecule: messenger RNA, 852 nt
Organism: Talaromyces stipitatus ATCC 10500
Lineage: Eukaryota; Fungi; Ascomycota; Eurotiomycetes; Eurotiales; Trichocomaceae
Product: nicotinamide mononucleotide adenylyl transferase
Exons: 4
Coding region: 1-852 (283 amino acids)
Biological process (GO): NAD+ biosynthetic process
Molecular function (GO): nicotinamide-nucleotide adenylyltransferase activity; nicotinate-nucleotide adenylyltransferase activity
Source: RefSeq, a predicted model, not a curated record